CGCAGUUCAUGGGCAAUGCCACCCCGCCCAGCUACUCUCCUGCGACCACUCGCUGCCUUGUCCGCUCCUCGUCUAGCAAACCUCAAUGCGCCAUAUGUCUGCCACGCAUGCAUCCGACGCACGGCGCCUGCUCCUCCGCGGCGCAACCAACAAGUUUCCUUCUUCCACGCCUCGACCGCACGAUGCACCGACGGCCUAGUCAACCACUAUGAAACACUGCACUUGACCUCCACUGCCACUGCUUCCGAGAUUAAGCGCCAGUUCUACACGCUCUCCAAGAAGAACCACCCAGACCACAACCGCGACGAUCCCGACGCUUCCACGCGCUUCGUCGCCAUCAGCGAAGCCUACCACGUCCUCUCUGUCCCCGAGAAGCGCGCACAAUACGAUGCGCAACUAGAAUCCUCGCGCCGCCAGUCGCGCUGGGAGCGAAGUGGCAACGACGUUCCCCAAGGGAGCUACAGCUCCGCCGCAUUCGGGUCCCGACCCGCGAGCGGCCUGAAUAAGAAACGCAGCACCUUCCGAGGGCCCCCACCCUCCUUCUACAAGGCCGGGGGCUAUGGCAGCCACGGCGCAAAGAGAGCCGAGUACGCGUAUUCCAACCCACACGGUGAAGGCGCAGGUGGCAAGGAGGCGGGUCAGGACAGCUACGGCGAGUAUGGCGGCUUUGGCCCCGGCCAGCAGAACCAGGGCAACCGCGUCCUCCACUUCAACGACAAGCAGCAUAGAGAGACGCACGAGAACAUACACGAGCAUAUCUGGGCGCGACGGAGACGGUUGCGGCCAACGGUAAAGGUGGAGGAGGAGUGGGAAAAGGGCAACAUGCUCGUCAACUUUAUCGGCGUCUCGAGCGUCAUUGCUCUCAUCGGGCUGACGGUCAGCUUUUUUGGCGAUCGUCAUGACGCGCAGACGAAGCGCAAGGACACUGCUGUUUGAUGUGAUAUACCUAGUAUCAACUGUCCCCCAUUUUUUCAACCGUAUCAAUAUGAAUGCUGUCAUGGUGGCUUCCCUCCAGAAUCCAUGGGUGCCAUGACGUCUUGCCGUAGACCCUGACCCUGACCCCGAUCGCUUACAUGUCAUGUCUUGCAUGUGCGCCGGCAUCUCCCCACAGCCAUUAGUCCCU
This is a messenger RNA of Exserohilum turcica Et28A, 1123 nucleotides long. RefSeq lists its product as uncharacterized. The transcript has a single exon. The record is from RefSeq and is a predicted model, not a curated record. Bases 16 to 936 code for a protein of 306 amino acids. NCBI's taxonomy places the organism in Eukaryota, Fungi, Ascomycota, Dothideomycetes, Pleosporales, Pleosporaceae.